AUGAGUCUUGAAGAUGGUACAAGAGACACUGCCAUGGAGAGUGAACUUUCAGACUCAUCUCCACAGGAAACUCAGUUUGAGAACUCAAGUUCUUCUAUAUCUGAAGUAGAGAAUGUCACACAGAAAACUCCUAUGAAACUUAGAGACAUUGCUAAGAUUUAUGCAAGAUGUAACAUGAGUGUUAUUAAACCAGAGAAUUAUGAAGAAGCUUCAAAAGAUACUGCUUGGAAGAAAGCAAUGGAGGCUGAAAUGGAGAUAAUUAAGAAGAAUGAAACAUGGGAAUUGGUUAACAGACCAAUGGAAAAACCAGUAAUUGGUGUCAAAUGGGUUUAUAAAACCAAGUUGAACCUUGAUGGUUCAAUACAGAAGCAUAAAGCUAGGUUGCUCAAAAAGGAUGGAAGCUGUACCAAUUUGGAUGUCAAGUCUGCUUUUCUGAAUGGAGUUCUUAAGGAAGAAGUGUAUGUUGACCAGCCAGAUGGGUUUGUGAUUGAGCAUUCUGAAGACAAAGUGUAUAAACUAAAAAAAGCCCUGUACAGUCUAAAACAAGCGCCAAGGGCAUGGUAUGAGGAAAGUAACUCUUAUCUCAUUGAUUGUGGAUAUGUAAAAAGCUCUAGUCAAGCAACUCUCUAUUGCAAGACAAAGGAAAACUCUGGAACACUCAUUGUAUCGAUUUAUGUUGAUGAUAUAGUGUAUACACGAAGCAGUGAAGAAUUGAUUGCAUAUUUUAAGUCUGAGAUGAUGAGAAGUACUCCUCUGGUGGCAAGUGAGAAAUUAUGCAAAGCUGAUGGAAGUGAUCCUGCAUAUGAGAAUGAAUAUAGGUAG
This is a messenger RNA of Prunus armeniaca (apricot), 822 nucleotides long. The record is from the annotation of a GenBank genome assembly. Lineage: Eukaryota; Viridiplantae; Streptophyta; Magnoliopsida; Rosales; Rosaceae.